Molecule: messenger RNA, 4221 nt
Organism: Vidua macroura (Pin-tailed whydah)
Lineage: Eukaryota; Metazoa; Chordata; Aves; Passeriformes; Viduidae
Gene: SCMH1
Product: Scm polycomb group protein homolog 1
Exons: 16
Coding region: 390-2474 (694 amino acids)
Biological process (GO): regulation of DNA-templated transcription
Cellular component (GO): nucleus
Molecular function (GO): protein binding
Source: RefSeq, a predicted model, not a curated record
GCUGCCGAAGCCGCGGCGCUGGCCGGAGCCGUCCCGGCGGCGGGGGCGGCGCGGGGCCGGGCCGGGUCGGGCCACCGGUCCCUCCUCCCCGAUCCCCCGCCGCUCCCCCUUCGCUCCUUCCCGUUCCCUCCCGUUCCCUCCCCGCCUCCCUGCGCAGCGCGAACAUGGCGGCGGCGGCGGCGGCGAGGGACUGAGCAGCGCCAGCGCUCGGCGGCCGCGCAGGUUUUGCUAUGCCGCAGUGUUUGUACUGACUCUGCUGUCUUGUAGGAGUGAUGGGGAACUAGAGCCCAUGACAGUUCAGUGGAGCCCUUGGCACUUUUGAUAUCUUGACAUCUUCAGUUCUGUAAGAGCAGCCCAGUCCCAGGAUAAGGACAGCAGCAGGUGGUAGAAUGCGGAAACCAGGCCCUCAGAAAGCCAUAGACUGGAAAGAUGGUAAAAAGCACAAGUACAGCCGCCCGUCAGAGUCUCCCUCCCAGUACCAAGGUCACUUCACCUGGGAGAAGUACCUGAAAGAGACAUGUGCCAUCCCAGCUCCUGCCCAUUGUUUCAAGCAGUCUUACACUCCACCUGCAAACGAGUUCAAGAUCAGUAUGAAGCUGGAGGCCCAGGACCCCCGGAACACCACGUCCACGUGCAUCGCCACCGUGGUGGGGCUGACGGGCGCCCGGCUCCGCCUGCGCCUCGACGGCAGCGACAACAAGAACGACUUCUGGAGGCUGGUGGACUCUGCUGAGAUCCAGCCCAUUGGGAACUGUGAGAAGAAUGGAGGGAUGUUGCAGCCUCCACUGGGCUUCCGGCUGAAUGCCUCCUCCUGGCCCAUGUUCCUUCUGAAGACUCUGAAUGGAGCAGAGAUGGCUCCUGUCCGGAUUUUUCACAAGGAACCACCAUCUCCUUCCCAAAACUUCUUCAAGACAGGUAUGAAGCUGGAAGCAGUGGACAGGAAGAACCCUCACUUCAUCUGCCCGGCCACCAUUGGGGAGGUGAGAGGUUCUGAGGUCCUCAUAACAUUUGAUGGCUGGAGAGGUGCCUUCGAUUACUGGUGCCGAUAUGAUUCCCGGGACAUCUUUCCCGUAGGCUGGUGUUCGCUGACUGGAGAUAAUCUGCAGCCCCCUGGUACAAAAGUUGUGAUUCCAAAGAGCCCUUUACCUGCCUCCGAAGUAAACUCGGAGAAACCUAGCAUGCACAGUAGCACAAAGACUGUUUUGGGGCAUCAACAAGGGCAAAGGCGUCGCAAAACAGGGAAGAAGCGUGGUCGAACGACCAAAGCGCUAAUCCACCACCCCAUGCCUACACCCUCCAAGUCAGUGGAGCCUUUGAAAUUCCCCAGAAAGAGAGGCCCCAAGCCUGGCAGUAAGAGGAAACCUAGGACAUUGCUGAACCCAGCACCCACCUCUCCAACAACCAGUACCCCAGAGCCAGACACAAGCACUGUGCCCCAGGACGCUGCUACAAUCCCCAGCUCUGCCAUGCAGGCUCCCACAGUUUGCAUUUACUUGAACAAGAACGGCAGCACUGGGCCCCACCUAGACAAGAAGAAAGUUCAGCAGCUGCCAGACCAUUUUGGACCAGCUCGAGCUUCUGUUGUCCUGCAGCAAGCAGUACAGGCCUGCAUUGAUUGUGCUUAUCAUCAGAAAACAGUCUUCUCCUUCUUAAAACAAGGCCACGGGGGAGAGGUCAUCUCAGCUGUGUUUGAUCGGGAACAGCACACUCUGAACCUGCCAGCAGUAAACAGUAUCACCUACGUCCUCCGCUUCCUGGAGAAGCUGUGCCACAAUCUGCGCAGUGACAACCUCUUUGGGAACCAGCCUUUCACUCAGAACAGCCACAUGCAGCGCUCACACGAGUACGACCACGACAGGUAUCUACCAGACAGAAGCAGUUCGUUAGACGGCUCUCUGCAGGGACCAGGCCGGGGUACAAAGCGCUUUUCCCAAGAUCCCCCUCCAUACAGUGCUCCUCUCUCCCCCAAGUUACCAAAGAAUGACCGUCACCCUUUGGAAGGUGAAACCUUUGUCCUGGGAGAUGGCCUCCCAGGGCCCUUAGAGCCUCGCCUGGACCCCAUGGACUCUGCCUUGAACUCUGUCAAUUCAUCCAGCCACAGCAGGAGCUCCAGAGACUUUCGCCUGCCAGGAUACAGGCACCUGCAGCAGCCCUCUAGCCUCAGCCAGGGCAGCACCUCUGCCCUGCGCAGGCCUAGCUCUGGGGGGUCCGACAGGUACCUCGGCUCCCGGGACACCUCCCAGCUCAGCAGCCGUGACCCCUCGUCCUGGACGGUGGAGGAGGUGAUGCAGUUCAUCCGGGAGUCAGACCCACAGCUGGGCCCCCACGCUGACCUCUUCCGAAAACACGAGAUCGACGGGAAAGCCCUGCUCUUGCUGCGGAGCGACAUGAUGAUGAAGUACAUGGGGCUGAAGCUGGGGCCAGCCCUGAAGCUCACUUACCACAUCGACAAGCUAAAGCAAGGCAAGUUCUGAGAGGACUCGUGGCAGGAUGGAUCCUGGAAGCUCCGCUCCCGGCCGCCCCACCCGCGCUCACCUGCCGACAGGUUCGCAUGCACACACCCCCUUCCGCCGCAGCAGACGGACCCUCCCGACGCCCGGCCCGGCCCUCGGGGCCCCGCCCGCCCCGGCCAGGCCCCGACAGUGCUCAGGAGGAGCCCGGCACAGCUGGGCUUUGCACCAGACUCGAGCUGUGGGCGUCGGAAGCGGAGGGUUUCUUCCCUGCUGCCCAGCCAGCACUUCUCCGUGAGCUCACGGUCCUGCUUCCCUGGGAUGGAGCAGCUUCAGGCAGUGCCCCUGGGGACUGGGAGAUUGCCUCAGCUCCUCCUGCUCUCACUGUGGCUCAGCACUCCUGGUGGGGCAGCCCCCGGGCACUGAGCCUGCCCAGCCUCAAGGGGCUCGGUGCCCCCAGCCUGCCCUCAGCCCUGUGGCACCACAGCGAGCUCAGAGCCUUGACCAGCCAGCCCUGUCUCCAAACUGGGGGAGCCCAUCCACCCGGCUCUGCCUGCCCCCAGCUCCUGACCUGGCUCCAGCUGGGCACAUCGGGCCGAGGGUGGAAGCCUUCAUAUUUAUUCCAGACUGGGGAGGCCGUGUGGGAGCAUGGAGAGAGCUGGGAGAGCUGAGGAGCGGGGCUGGGCCUGCCGUGCCCCUGGCACAGAUGGGCCUGGGCUGGUGUUGGAGGCUGCCUGGAUGCUGCAGGACUCGGCUGAUCCUUCUCGCCUUUUUUUAUUUUUUUUUAAAUUUGGAUUUUUUUUUUUUUUUUUUUACUAAGGAGUUGUCUGUUUCAAAUGAUGAGAUGAUUUUUCUACCUGUGUUGAACUCGCAGCUCUUGGUGAUUUUUAGCCAGAGCUGCUAAGGUUUGUCUUCCCAGGGGCACUCCUGCUCCUCUAGAGUUGUGGUCUGUCCCAGCUCAGCAUGUGUGAGGGUUUUGGGUCUGGCCAGAGCAUCCCAGAGUGGUGACCUGUCCCGGCAUCGCUCUUCCUGUGAGGGCUUUGCCCUUCCCGAGGCACCUGUUGGUCUCAGGCAGUUUAAUGUAUUUAUUUUUGAUGGCACUUGAGUGCUUCCCGUGGUCCCAGACACGUUUCUGCAGCUGCACGAGGAGUGUCAGAGUGGAGCCACCAGCUGUGUCACCGCAGUGUCCCCUGGACAGCAGCUGCCAGCUCGGGGCUGCCCAGACCCCGGGGCAUCACUGGCACCAGCCUGGCCUGAGCUGGGACAGGGCUGGCAGGACAGGGCUGAUGGUCCCCAGUGUGUGCCCACACACAGAGCUCAGCACGCUUCCUCUGCAGUGACCAAAGGGCUGGGACGGAAUCUCCACUCCAAGCACUUCCUUCUCCUGUGCUCAGCUCACCCUCUGCAUCCGGAGCUGCAGCUCACAGCCUCCCUGCAGCCUCGAGGGCCUGGCCAGCAGCAGGACGGGCCCCUGUGGUGACCAACCCUCCAGGCUCUUGCACUGAGUCAGGUUUACCCCUAAGGGGCAAUGUUGCAAAAAAAAAAAAAAAGAAAAAAAAGAAAAAUACCCCAAACCCCAAAGUAAUAAAAAGGCAAAAUGGCUUUCUGUCCUGUAGCGCAGCCUGCGCUGCCGGCCCGGGGCUGGGGGCUCCGGCUGCUCACAGGGCCCCUCGGUGUGAGCCGGCCCCGGCAGGGUCAGCCAGUGCUUUCCUCUGCACUUAUUUUACGUUGAUUUGUUUAUAAAUAAAAGGAUACCAAGUUCCUCCCCGCA